UCUUGCUUAUUGCUCUGCACUUUGCUCCCUAUUUAUGCACUUUUCUCAGAUCUCUCUAAGAUUUUAACUUCAGCAGAUCAGCACAGUGCUCAAACAACACAUUUUUUGGGGGGGAAAAUGUAGACUCUUUGCCUCCCACUGCCAGCAGCUUACAUUCCGGAGACGAGAAAACACAGCUGUCUACAUUCAAACAGACAAGAGAAAAUGCCUCUCGUGGAAUCUACUUGUUGCAUGAACUGCCACAGACUUCCACAAAGAAUUGUGGUUCUUGAAGCAAAGUUAUUUGCUGGACUUCCAAAACAGGCGGAACACACAGCAGAUGGUAAUCAUGGACCCCCUCAACAUACAGCCGGUGAGUCCUGUGAAUCUCAACAGUUUAUACCAAGUGUAGAGAAACAAGCCAAAACUGAUUGACAUACUAAUCGAUGGCACAAACAGGGAACAAGACCCAAAGGCACUGGACACAUCAGAUUGCCACGAGUAUCUCGUAUUGCUGCCAUAGCAUCCUCUACCCCAGAUACGGCUAUGACAAGACUUGUAAACACUGGUAUUCUACCACCCGCUAUACAUCUUGAGAACAGAUUUGAAGCAUUAAUGAAUGUGGGAGAGGAAUCCCCAAAUGUGAUUGAACAUAGAUCAUAUCAGCCAGCAGCUAACAUCGUUACUAACAAAUGCUCAAGGUCAAGCAGACAGCGGCAUUCAGCUCAGAGCGCAGCCGAGCCCAGGACUCUGAUAGUGGGCGACUCUAUUAUCAGAAACAUCAGUAGCAGGACUACAACUACAUGCUGCUUUCCUCAAGCAACCGUCUCUGAUGUGAACAAGGAACUUCGGAACAUUCUGAUGAAACACAAGACUGCAAAUCAAAUCAUCAUCCAUGUGGGGAAGAAUGAUAUUCGGAAAGAGAAGUCAGAACUGCUUAAGAAGGAUUUCAGUGAACUCUUUGAAACACUUCAAAGACUUGAAGUUCAGACGUUCAUCAGUGGACCACUCCCAGCAAGGGGAACUAAUAUGUUUUCAUGGCUGCUUGGGCUGAAUACAUGGCUACAAAGAAUCUGCAGUAUAAAAGGAGUCAACUUCAUCAACAACUUCAAUCUUUUCUGGGGCCAUAGACAGCUGUUUAAACUGGAUGGCCUCCACCCAACCAAUCUUGGUGCAAGAGUGCUAAAGGACAAUAUCUAUUUCUCCCUCCGUCAUCCUUCAGUGGUGUGUGCCAAUCCACUCGGCCUGGAUGGCACACACACACCUAGUCAGAAUAUGAGUAACCACAGGACUUCAUAUCAGCUUCAGAGUCAUCAUAUGGUUGACACAACCCACAAGGACAUUUAUAACGCCAUGCAGCCAAAACAAGCUCUCCUCAUGGAGACUAUCCCGGCUGAGCCCUGCCCACAGAGCUCAUCACAAACAGAUUGUGACAUAUUACAUCAGCUACAAGACUCAGCACCCAAGGACGACAUUCUGGAAAACAGCCAGGACAACAUAUCACAGCCACGGGAAACACCAGAGCCAGAGCCCCGCUCACCAGACACAUUAUCCCUCUCUCCAGCAUCUCCACUUCUAAGCUUCUCACAGAAAAUGGAGGAACUGGUGUAUGCUGGGACCAAACUCUCCCAUUCUUUCGCUGCAAGCCCCUAGAUAUCAACUAAAAAACGGCGGGCCCCUCAACCACCAAAGACUGCAGGCCCAGAUCUCCCUCCUCCUCCUGUGAGAGCUCUUCGGCUGCUGCCACAACGCCAGGGCCCAAACCCUCCUCCAUCGGCUCAGGGUGGAUUAUUGUAAUGGUCUCCUCACCGGCCUUCCGAAGAAGACCAUUAGACAGCUGCAGCUCAUCCAGAACACUGCUGCCAGGAUUCUGACUAGAACCAGAAAAUCUGAGCAUAUCACACCAGUCCUCAGGUCCUUACACCGGCUUCCAGUUACAUUUAGGAUUGAUUUUAAAGUACUUUUACUCGUUUACAAAUCACUCAGUGGCCUAGGACCUAAAUACAUUGCAGAUAUGCUCACUGAAUAUAAACCUAACAGACCACUCAGAUCAUUAGUAUCGAGUCAGUUAGAAAUAGCAAGGGUUCACACAAAACAAGGGGAGUCCGCUUUUAGCUAUUAUAGCUAUCCUCAGUUGGAACCAGCUUCCAGAUGAGAUCAUAUGUGCUAAAACAUUAGCCACAUUUAAAUCCAGACUCAAAACUCAUCUGUUUAGCUGUGCAUUUGUCAAAUGAGCACUGUGCUAUGAGCACUAGUUGUGCAACUUGCACUAAUCAUUUUCUAUUCUUAACUGUUUUAAAUUCUUUUUAAAUCAAUUUUUAUAUCUUGUUUUUAUUAUUAUUAUUAUUUAAUUCCUUGUUUUUAUUGUUGUGACUUUUUUUUCACUUCCUUUUAUGUAAAGCACUUUGAAUUACCACUGUGUAUGAAAUGUGCUAUAUAAAUAAACUUGCCUUUAUGGAUUACCCCUUUUGACAAGCUCUUUGGAUUCUGUUCGCCGAUCGAAGACCCACGCUUGUCCUAGGAUUACUCUUUGUCUUGCCUGUGUUGUACCAGUUUGCCAUUGUCUGAACCGUGCCUGCUUUAUGACCACGUCUCUGAAUAAAAGC
This is a messenger RNA of Onychostoma macrolepis, 2585 nucleotides long. RefSeq lists its product as uncharacterized. The transcript is spliced from 2 exons. Lineage: Eukaryota; Metazoa; Chordata; Actinopteri; Cypriniformes; Cyprinidae. Bases 526 to 1632 code for a protein of 368 amino acids. The record is from RefSeq and is a predicted model, not a curated record.